Molecule: messenger RNA, 231 nt
Organism: Acaulospora morrowiae
Lineage: Eukaryota; Fungi; Glomeromycota; Glomeromycetes; Diversisporales; Acaulosporaceae
Source: the annotation of a GenBank genome assembly
AUGCUUGUCAGGUCCGUGGCAAAAUUCCAGAUUAAGCCUACAGCUCAGGGCAAUCUCACAAACAAUAAACAUAUGGAACGCGAAACAAGACAUCAAGCACCGCCAUCUAUGCAGGCAUUGCGAUUAGGGAAAAGCGUGAACGAUUUGUUUCCAACGUUGAACAUCUUUGACAAAAAUAUUUCAUCACACACGGGGGAACAAGGGUUGAUUGAUGGCUGGUUGAACACAUGA